Messenger RNA from Populus euphratica (Euphrates poplar), 2431 nucleotides. Its product is annotated as CDPK-related kinase 5-like. Bases 198 to 2021 code for a protein of 607 amino acids. The record is from RefSeq and is a predicted model, not a curated record. Gene Ontology annotation, molecular function: protein kinase activity; ATP binding. Lineage: Eukaryota; Viridiplantae; Streptophyta; Magnoliopsida; Malpighiales; Salicaceae. Gene Ontology annotation, biological process: protein phosphorylation. The transcript is spliced from 11 exons.
AAUUACAGAUCCCCCCUCCCCUUCCUUUCUCUAUAUCUCUCUCAUCAUAUCACCAGAAGAGACAGACUUCAAAUUCCGUUACGGGUUUUUUUUUCAAAAUCCAAAACCCUAGAGGAUUUUAAUCGAAUGCUCCAAACAAUUCAAAUCCAACUGUGUUUCCUUCUUAACAUUCUCUCUGUUUGGGGAGAGGUAUAACAAUGGGUAUUUGCACCUCAAAGCCCUCCCCAAACUCCACUCUCUCCUCCCCUGUCGCUAUACAAGCCAAGGACAACUCUAUCCCUACCAAUGAGACAGCUAAACCGGAUCCAACCACCGCAAGUCUUAACGAUCACACCAAGAAAACCACGGUAGAACCCGUUAAAAAAUCUCCGUUGUUUCCUUUUUACAGUCCAAGUCCGGCUCACCGCUUUUUUUCCAAGAAGCCUUCGCCGGCGAGAUCUCCGGCGAGGAAUGCGGCCAGUGCGAACUCAACGCCGAAGAGGUUUUUUAAACGUCCGUUCCCGCCGCCGUCUCCGGCGAAGCAUAUACGAGCAGUGCUUGCGAGGCGGCAUGGAUCAGUUAAGCCGAACGAGGCGGCGAUACCGGAGGGAAGCGAGGCGGGUGGGGAAGGGUUAGAUAAGAGCUUUGGCUUCUCUAAGCAUUUUGGAAGCAAUUAUGAGCUUGGGGAUGAAGUAGGGCGAGGACAUUUUGGGUAUACUUGUCAAGCUAAGUUUAAAAAAGGUGAACUCAAAGGACAACAGGUUGCUGUUAAAGUAAUCCCUAAAGCAAAGAUGACUACAGCAAUUGCCAUUGAGGAUGUGAGAAGGGAGGUUAACAUACUGAGAGCAUUGAACGGGCAUAACAAUUUAGUACAGUUUUAUGAUGCCUAUGAAGACCAUGAUAAUGUCUAUAUAGUAAUGGAGUUAUGUGAAGGAGGAGAACUCUUGGAUAGAAUUCUUGCAAGGGGUGGAAAAUAUGCAGAAGACGACGCAAAGGCUGUCGUGAUACAGAUAUUAAAUGUUGUUGCAUUUUUCCAUCUUCAGGGUGUGGUACACCGGGAUCUUAAACCUGAGAAUUUCUUGUUCAAAUCAAAGGAUGAAAACUCCCAGUUGAAGGCCAUAGAUUUUGGUUUGUCAGAUUUUGUAAAGCCAGAUGAAAGGUUGAACGACAUUGUUGGUAGCGCGUACUAUGUAGCACCAGAAGUUCUACAUAGAUCUUAUGGUACAGAGGCUGAUGUCUGGAGUAUUGGUGUGAUUGCAUAUAUUUUGUUGUGUGGAAGUCGGCCAUUUUGGGCCAGGACUGAGUCUGGGAUCUUCCACGCUGUUCUAAAAGCUGAUCCAAGUUUUGAUGAGACUCCUUGGCCUUCUCUUUCUCCCGAGUCAAAGGACUUUGUCAAACAACUGUUAAAUAAAGAUCCACGAAAAAGAUUGACUGCUGCCCAAGCACUAAGUCAUCCCUGGAUUAAAAAUUCUAAUGAUCUUAAAGUGCCUCUGGAUAUACACAUUUUCAAACUCAUGAAGGCUUAUAUGCGAUCAACAUCUCUUCGAAAAGCUGCUUUAAGGGCUCUAUCUAAAACGUUGACUGUGGAUGAGCUGUUUUAUUUGAAGGAGCAGUUUGCGCUCUUAGAACCAAACAAAAAUGAUGCAAUAAGCUUAGAAAAUAUCAAAGCGGCCUUGAUGAAAAAUGGUACAGAUGCAAUGAAGGACUCACACAUUCCUGAUUUUAUAGCAUCACUCAAUGCACUUCAAUACAGAAGGAUGGAUUUUGAGGAAUUUUGUGCGGCUGCAUUAAGUGUCCAUCAGCUAGAGGCCCUUGAUCUAUGGGAGCAACGUGCCCGUUCCGCUUAUGAACUGUUUGAGAAGGAUGGGAACAGGGCCAUUGUCAUCGAGGAGCUUGCAUCGGAACUUGGCCUUGGCCCUUCUGUUCCUCUUCAUGCUGUUCUACAUGAUUGGAUUCGGCACACCGAUGGGAAGUUGAGUUUCCUUGGCUUUGUCAAAUUGUUGCGUGGGGCAUCUAGCAGGAUUCUUGCCAAAGCUCAGUAGAAGUUUUGAAGCUGAUUUAGAUGCUCCAAGAGGGAGGUGGCUGUACCCUGAAGCAAGCGAAUUAAAAAGAAAAAGGGUGAGAGGCACCAAAAAUACCAAUCCCAGAACUGGAUAUAAAGGUAUAUUCGCCCUCCAAUUUAUGGGACGGGAGAGAUUAAAGUUGAUAUCACUUUAUUUUUGCGGCACAACCUUGUAUACUAAUAGAAUGGGAAUGCUUGUGCUAGUUUAGCCAAAUGUAGCAUGCGCAUUCAAAAUCUCCACUGUAAAGCUGUAGUUAAGAAUUUAGUUGCAGGUGAAUAUUUCUUGAAUUUGUUAGGAGAUACUUGAUGUUCUGACAUUUUGGACUAGCCUCUGUUCAUGAUUGAAUUGUAUCAUUUCUACGUUCAUGCUUUCUAGUUUAUUUGUGCAAA